Molecule: messenger RNA, 249 nt
Organism: Funneliformis mosseae
Lineage: Eukaryota; Fungi; Glomeromycota; Glomeromycetes; Glomerales; Glomeraceae
Source: the annotation of a GenBank genome assembly
AUGUUUUUUACUGAAAUCCAAGCCAUUACGAAGCUCGUCUUGUGUUACUUAGAAGUCAAUGUGGAACUCCAUUUAUUAUUCAAACCUAUCGCCAAGAAAUUUCUUAAGUCCGAAAAGUCUAUUCAUUGGAGUCCAUUUAAAUUAUCUGAAUCACUUGGAAGAGGUGAUAAAUGUAGUUUAAUAUAUGAGAAAAGCUGCCAGAUGGAAUGGUAUCACGCUUCUACAAUUGUAGUUCCUGAAAAUGAAUAA